AUGGCGAUGCCGCCCGCCUUCUUCUACCUGUGCGCCUCGUACGCAGUGCUCCUCGUGUGCUUCAUGGGCUUCGGGGAGUUGCUGCUGUGGAGAAAGCCGAGUCCCGACGAACAAGCACAGCAGGACAACAUCGGCCGGUUGAUCCGCACCUCCUACGAUGACCUCGGCUCGAUGACGUUCGCCGAAAAGUCGGUGAUGUCGUGGUUCGGGGUGUUGGUGUUGUUGUGGGCCACUCGUGAUCUCGGAUUCGUGCGCGGCUGGGGUGAUCUGCUCUUCGCACCCGAUCACGCCAAAAUGCUGACCGAGUCGGUGUCCGGCAUCGUCGUGGUGUACGUGAUGUUCCUGUGGCCAAAGUACGGUUUCGGGGACGAGCAGCGCAGUCGACGACCCCUCAAGGCCAACGAGAACGACCGGAUCCUGACGUGGCCCAUCAUCACCGAGAAGCUCAGCUGGUCGAUCAUCAUCCUCGUUGGCUGCGGGUUUUGCAUCUCGGAAGGUGUGACGGCAAGCGGCCUGUCGAAAAUGGUGGAAGGUUUCGUGAGGGGAAUGCACGACGUCAAUCCGCUCAUUGUCCAAGCCAUCCUCAUGGCCGUCGUCGUCGCCAUGACCAACUUUAUGAGCAACUCCGGGACGGCUAAUAUUUUUGUUCCGUUGGCUAUGGAUGCGGCGAAAGGCCUGAACUGGCACCCAUACCGGCUUGGACUUCUCGCCGCCAUCGGGCCGUCGUUGGCCUUCAUGCUGCCGAUGGCCACCCCGUCGAACGCGCUCGUUUAUGACACCGGCUACAUCUCGUUCUUCGAGCUGUUCUACACCGGCGCCCUGGUCAACGUGUUCUGCAUCGCCGUCACCAUCUUCAGCGUCAACACCUGGGCGUACUGGGUGCUGAACAUGAAGGUCGACGUCUGGGGAAUGGCCCCGACGAACGCCACGAUGACGCUUUUGAACGCUUACCACAAAGCCCGUAUCGCCAAGUUCCUGAAGAGCUACUGGAUCAUCAUCGGGCCGAUCCUGUUCAGCCCGCUGCUGUUCUUCGGAAAGCCUCUCCAAUGCGUGUGGUGCAUCUGCCUGAUCGCCAGCUACUGGAUCGCCGGUGUGGGACCACUCGGGGUCACCUGUCUCCUCCCCGUGUUCCUGUUCCCCUUCUUCGGCUUCACCUCGGCCCAGAAGGUCGUCUCCUUCUUCUUCAAGGACACCUCCGUGAUGCUGUUCAUCACCCUCGGCAUGGGCAUCGUCGUCGAGGAGGUCAACCUGCAUCGGCGGAUCGCGUUGAAGAUGUUGUGCUGGGUACAACUCGAGCUUGACAACAACUUCAACAAGUUCAGUCAAUCCGGAAAAGCGGCUGUGUCCAGCCCAGAGACGUCGUCCCGGAAGAGCUCGAACAAGAGCCAGAAGAAGAGCAGCUCCCAGAAGCCUAGCAGUUCUAAGAAGCAGAGCAGCGCCCGCAAGCCGGGCGGGGCCGAGCAGCCGACGACGACCACCAUCGAGACGAACGCGUUCGCGACGGACGCGCAAAAAUCUCAGGAGCGCCUCGACAAGGCCGAGAUUGUCAGGAAGAACUUGGCUGCCCUCCUCCAACUCGUCGCCGCCUUUUCAGGUUUCCGCAAGGCCAUGAUCCUGGCCUGCUCGCAUGCGUCGCUCAUCGGCGGCACCGCCAUCAUCACCUCCACCGGCCCGAACCUCAUCUUCAAGGGCGAGCUCGAGACACGCUCCCACUCCCAGGACAACCAUCCCCCCUUCUUCCCGAUCGAGCUGCACGUCUCCUACUUCCAGUGGGCCGCCAUGGCAAUCCCGCCAGCCUUCCUGUACUUGGUCGCGUCGUACGCGGUGCUGAUCGUCUGCUUCUGCGGCUGUGGGGAACUGCUGCUGUGGAGGAAGCCGGGAGCCGAGGAGCACCGGCAGCAGCUGAACAUCCGCGCCAUCAUCCACAACUCGUACGAGGAUCUGGGGCCGAUGACGUUCGCCGAAACCUCUGUGAUGUCGUGGUUCGGGGUGUUGGUGUUGCUGUGGGCCACCCGCGACCUCGGCUUCAUCCCCGGCUGGGGUGACUUGAUCUUUGAGCCGACGCACGCGAAGAUGAUGACCGAGUCGGUAGCUGGGAUUGUCGUGCUGUACGUGAUGUUCCUGUGGCCGCGCUAUGGGUUUGGGGAUGAACAGAGGACCAACGAAAACGACCGUAUCCUGACGUGGGCCCUAAUCCAGCAGAAGCUCAGCUGGUCGAUCAUCAUGCUCGUCGGUUGCGGCUUUUGCAUCUCUGAAGCUGUUAAGGGCAGCGGCCUUGCCAAGGAGGUCGAGCUACUGGUUCGCGGGCUGAGCGGCAUCCACCCGAUCAUGGUGCAGUUGAUCCUGCUCACCGCCGUCGUCGCCAUGACCGAGUUCAUGAGCAACGCCGGCACGGCCAACAUCUUCGUGCCGUUGUCGAUGGAGGCGGCAAAGGGCCUGAACUGGCACCCAUUCCGGCUUGGACUUCCGGCCGCCAUCGGACCGUCGCUGGCCUUCAUGCUCCCCAUGGCCACGCCCCCAAAUGCGCUGGUCUACGACACGGGAUAUAUAUCGUUCUUCGAGCUGUUCUACACGGGCGGCGUGCUGAACAUUUUCUGCAUCGCCGUCACCAUCGUCAACAUGAACACGUGGGCCUACUGGCUGCUGAACAUGAACGUCGACAUCUGGGCAAUAGCCACUUCUAUGACGCCUACGAACGCGACUACGAUGGCGCCUAUCAACGCUACCACCACAGCCGCCCCUAGUGUCGCCCAAUUCGAUUUG
Molecule: messenger RNA, 2763 nt
Organism: Mesorhabditis spiculigera
Lineage: Eukaryota; Metazoa; Nematoda; Chromadorea; Rhabditida; Rhabditidae
Source: the annotation of a GenBank genome assembly